AUGAAUUCAAAGUUCGAAGUUUUGCGACAGUCUGCACUCGGAUAUUACGAAUGUGUGUUGGAUCUGCUCGAGGAAUUCGAUAUAAGUAAACAUUUUCUGGCGAAAUACGAUUCAGUUCAGAUAAGAAUGAAGAAAGAUGAAAAAAGUGAAUCAACUGAGAAAAACCAGCAGGUGCAAUUUGAGUUGAGAUGGGAAUGGGAAAAUAAAAAAGGAAGAAAAGUUAGUGAAUGGAAAAUUUUUCCAGAAAACGGACAACAAAUUUUUUCGAAAUUAUUCAAAAUCGGCCACUCAGUGGCAGCAUUUGGACUGGAUGGGCAGUUGUAUGAUUUGAAGUUUGAUGAUCUCCUAAUGAAGAACCAAAAAUCAAAAUUUGAAAAGUUGAUUAGAACUGCUGUCAUUAAUAAAGACAAAAAUAUAAAGUAUGAAAUCUAUACAACACCAAUAGAUCAAGCGUUCCUCUGGCAAUAUGAAACAGAGGGAAAGUGUUGCCAAUAUUUCAAACCCACCGACUGCCUAAUUUUGGAAUCUGCUUAUAACAGAAAGGGCAACACUGAUACUACUACUACUACUACUACUACUAAUAUUACUACUUCUACUACUACUGCUGCUGCUACUACUACUACUAAUAAUAAUUAUAAAAAUAAUGAUGAUGAUAGUAUUGAUCUUAAAGAUGAGGAUGAAGUGGUAAUAGUAAAGGUUAAAGGAAAUGAUUAUGAGGUCAGUUUGAAGAGCAUGCGGGCUGUUGAUAAGACGGAUAAGAACAUUUCUUAUCGGGUUCAGAGAAUUAGUAGUGAUGCCACUAAGCUGAAAAGUGAUGAAGGUUUCAUCAUUAAAACUGACGAUGAUAAGAUGAGCAAUGGAAAUCUCAAGACUGAUGAUGAUAAUGAUAGCGGGAACAAAGAAAAUGGUGAUGCUGAUGAUGAUGAUGUCAACGGCGGUGGUGAUGAUGAUGAUACAAAAACUAACAGACCUGCAAAAAAGUCAAAGAGGGUCAAGCCCUCCAAAACAGCAGCAGUGACCUCUGACCCAAUACCCUCGACCUCAACUGACACUAACAAUACGGUGGCCAACAACGACAACAAACGCAAGAAGGCCGGUUCAAAGGUCACGGCCAAAGCGACCAGUAUUAAAGAUGAGGUCAUUAAGGUCAAGGCUGAUGUCACAAAGGUCAAAGGUGGAGUCACCGAUGGUGGGGGUGGUGAAGAUAAAAAGGAGAGUAAGCAAAUGAAGACGAUAGUGAUAAAAGGUCGCGCCCCUGUUGACCCCGAGUGCAAAGAAAUGGUGACUCAGGCCCACGUGUAUGACGACGGCAAUGAUGUCUAUGACGUCAUGCUCAACCAGACGAACAUCAACAACAACAACAACAAGUUCUACAUCAUCCAAUUGCUCGAGAGCGACAACAGUAAGACCUACCACGUCUGGACGCGCUGGGGUCGUGUAGGGGCCAGAGGUCAAACCGCCCUCAUGCCCUUUGCAGAGAACUUUCACUCCGCCUAUUUGUGCUUUUGUAAAAAGUUUCAGGACAAAACGAAGAACCAAUGGACCGAGAGGGACUCCUUCGAGAAAGUUGCUGGCAAGUAUGACAUCGUACAUAUCGACUAUAAAACUAAAGAGCCGAAACCGAAGAUCAAAAAAGAAAUUGAAGCUGCUCCAAAGGUACCUGAAUCUAAGUUGCAUCCAAAACUACAGGACCUAAUUAGAUUGAUAUACGACAUUAAAGAGAUGGAAAGCACAGUUAUGGAGAUGCAAUAUGACGCUAAGAAGGCGCCUCUAGGCCAAUUGACAGAGAGGCAGAUCAGCAAUGGAUUCAGCACUCUGAAAGUGAUAGAGAGGCUGAUCAGUUGCAACUCUUUGGGUUCUUCUCUGGUUGAAGCCUGCAAUACCUUCUAUACGCAGAUACCCCACUGCUUUGGCAUGAGAAGGCCGCCACUCAUUAACACCACUGACCAUUUGCUGAGGGAGAUGAAAUUGCUUGAAGUCAGUUUAUGGUCAUGA
Helobdella robusta is the source of this 1995-nucleotide messenger RNA. RefSeq lists its product as hypothetical. Gene Ontology annotation, molecular function: NAD+ poly-ADP-ribosyltransferase activity. The transcript is spliced from 14 exons. Lineage: Eukaryota; Metazoa; Annelida; Clitellata; Rhynchobdellida; Glossiphoniidae. The coding region runs from base 1 to 1995 and encodes 664 amino acids. The record is from RefSeq and is a predicted model, not a curated record.